AUGCCUAAAACGGUCCAUGAAAAAAACUGCAUUGCAGUACGUGAACCUCGUCUUCUUUCAACCACGUAUUUCAAAUUUCGGGCCAGUCCGAAUACACGAAGCCUUCACGUUUAUUUCACAAUCGAGAAAGCAUCUUCAUGGUGCCUUCAAAAUUUCAUUGAAUACGCUGCUGAUUCCGAGAUUAACUUCGAACAGGCGGUCACAAUAUUUAGAGAAAGCUUAAAUCAAUUAAACCAGCUCACAGCCACGCCCAAUCCGAUAAAAUCAUUUUGCCAUAAUUACUUAAAGUGGUUAAAGUCUCGUGCAGGAAUUACAAUUGUCCAAGAAUGCCGAAAAUAUUUCGAUGCUACCAAAUAUCAAAGACACGCAGCCGUUCUCAACAACACAGUCGAGAAUACGCUAUUACUUAACUCGAAAACAGCGAUCAUUCAAGCACGAUUACAACUCUUGGAUGCUUUGCUAUCUUCAGACGCUUUACAGCUUUCAGACGCUACAGAUACUUUACCACCUAAAACCCCACCACAAAUUCCUCGAGAAUUAGCACAUUUAUUAAAUACACCAAACAAACGUCCAAUAAAGAAAAAAGAAUUUCGGGAUUACACUGAAAAAAAUUCCGUUAUACUAAGUCCCGUUGUGUGGAAUUCUGCGUUAGAAGAGUAUAUAAAUGCGACUCUCAAGGAAUCUGAUGAAAAGUUUAAGAAUGCAGUUAGAAAUAAGAAUUAUAAAGACAUGGAUGAAGGUUUCCGCCUAUAUUGUGAAAAUGUUAUCACCGACUUCUACAAUUUUGUAGAUGUUGGUCCCACUUUGGAUAGAAAAAUGGGCGAGCGAAAGCAUAUAAUUUACCAAGUAUCAGCACUAUUCAAAUUUUAUGAAAGAACGUUUCUAACCUUGGAUAUUGAUUGGAUUGAGUCUCAUUCCCGUCCGGCAAAACUGAUGAAGUCGGAAUCAAAUUCUGGCAUUGUUCUAGUGAGUGCAAAGGCGACAAGGCUCUCCGAUGGGCUUGGCAUCUAG
This is a messenger RNA of Paraglomus occultum, 1011 nucleotides long. NCBI's taxonomy places the organism in Eukaryota, Fungi, Glomeromycota, Glomeromycetes, Paraglomerales, Paraglomeraceae. The record is from the annotation of a GenBank genome assembly.